AUGAUCAGAACCCAGAAGUGGAUGGCGCUUUUGACGGGGUUGGUGGUGUUGGGGACCCUCAUGGUGUUGUUACGGGAUAAUAACCGUCCGUUUAUCCCCAACACCACCCCGUUCAACCCGGGGUCGGCGGUAAACGCCGGCAACGCCAACGUGGCUCGGCCACCGGCGGCGCCCUCGGCCGCCAACACCGGGGCGGAAAAGGUCAACGAAGAGCUCAAACAGGGCGUGGAUAACGUCGACGAAGGCAAAAAGGUGGCCGAAGCCAUCGCUGAUGCCGAAAACAAGCCGGCGCUGCCAUCGAAGCUGCCAGAAAAGGCGCUUGAAGACGCCGAGAGAGCUCAAGAACAGGGCGAUAAGGUGCCGGCAAACGUCGUCGGUGAUGCCGAGAGCAAGAAGCCCGACUUGACACAAAUGGCAGGGUCUACCGGGGCUCUCAAGUACUUCAAGCUCGUGCAAGACCCCGACAACCAGCCCACCGAUGGUAAGGUGAGAGGGGCGUUCGUCACCCUUGCGAGAAAUCUGGAUUUGUAUUCGCUUAUCACUUCAAUUAAGGGUGUGGAAGACCGGUUCAACCACCGCUACCACUACGACUGGGUAUUCUUGAACGACGAAGAGUUCAGUGACGAAUUCAAAAAGAUCACCCUGGCCAUCAUCUCUGGUAAAACCAAGUAUGGCGUCAUUCCUAAGGAACACUGGCUGUACCCGACUUUCAUUGACCAGCAAAAGGCCGCCGAAGUCAGACAACAGAUGAAGGAAGACAAAAUCAUCUAUGGUGAUCUUGAGCUGUACCGUCACAUGUGUCGUUUCGAGCUGGGUUUCUUCUGGCGCAAUCCGUUGAUGGAUGAGUACGACUGGUACUGGCGUGUGGAACCCGACACCACCAUCUACUGCGACUUGGAGUACGACUUGUUCAAGUACAUGCAAGACAACAAUAAGGUGUACGGGUUCACGAUCUCGAUCCACGAAUUUGAAAAGACGAUCAAGACUCUUUGGAAGACGCUGAUGCUGUUUGUCAAAGAACACCCUGACUACAUUGCUGACGACAACUCGAUGGACUUCAUCUCGGACAAUAAUGGCGAAACCUACAACUUGUGCCACUACUGGUCGAACUUCGAGAUCGCUAACCUCAACUUCUGGAGACUGAAGCCUUAUGUCGACUACUUUGAACAUUUGGAUAAGGCCGGUGGCUUCUUCUACGAACGGUGGGGUGACGCUCCUAUUCACUCGAUCGCGGCGUCGUUGUUUUUGCCUAAGGACAAGAUCCACUAUUUCGAGGAUGUGGGCUACCGUCAUGGGGUCUAUACCCAAUGUCCGGUCAACAGCGACUACCGGGCCAAGCACAAGUGCUACUGUGACCCAGCGAAGGACUUCACCUUUAAGGGCUACUCUUGUGGCAAAAAAUGGCACGACGUCUUCGACUACCCCAAGAUGAAAGGGUGGGAGGACUAUCAAUAG
Messenger RNA from Diutina rugosa, 1455 nucleotides. RefSeq names its product glycosyltransferase family 15 protein. Gene Ontology annotation, biological process: cell wall mannoprotein biosynthetic process; protein N-linked glycosylation; protein O-linked glycosylation. The record is from RefSeq and is a predicted model, not a curated record. Bases 1 to 1455 code for a protein of 484 amino acids. Gene Ontology annotation, cellular component: Golgi apparatus; membrane. NCBI's taxonomy places the organism in Eukaryota, Fungi, Ascomycota, Pichiomycetes, Serinales, Debaryomycetaceae. The transcript has a single exon. Gene Ontology annotation, molecular function: alpha-1,2-mannosyltransferase activity.